AUGAAGUGGCUCGGUCGUCGUGGAGUCAUCGGACCGCAAACCGGUUGUCUGGCCGGCGCCUCGCGUUUCCGCGAGACAAGAUUGAUGUUUGCGACGGAAGUAAAAAGAUCAUCUCCACCGUUAAGUGAGGAGCGCCUUAGGCAAAGUCGCAAAAAAUAA
Messenger RNA from Ostreococcus tauri, 159 nucleotides. RefSeq names its product unnamed product. The record is from RefSeq and is a predicted model, not a curated record. Lineage: Eukaryota; Viridiplantae; Chlorophyta; Mamiellophyceae; Mamiellales; Bathycoccaceae. Bases 1 to 159 code for a protein of 52 amino acids. The transcript has a single exon.